Molecule: messenger RNA, 1044 nt
Organism: Morus notabilis
Lineage: Eukaryota; Viridiplantae; Streptophyta; Magnoliopsida; Rosales; Moraceae
Exons: 3
Coding region: 17-901 (294 amino acids)
Source: RefSeq, a predicted model, not a curated record
AGCAGUGCACUUUUGCAUGGUGAGGUUUCUAACGCUGAUCUACAAUGAUGAAAAGGCGGCUAUUUUCCCGUUUGAAUUCAUUCAAAGAUUUAAGGAUCUUGAGGAGCUUUCUCUCAAGGGUUAUUUUGUGGAAGAAAUAUGCCAACAUCAAGAAACGAAUGCUUUGCAAGAACCUGAUGGGCCACUCCUGCAUGUGAGAGCACUGCAAUUAAUGUCUCUUCGUAACUUAAGGCAUCUGUUUGAGAAUGCAGAAAAUGUCAAGCCAGGCAAGGCAUUCCAAAAUAUAGAAGCCCUUAGUGUGUACCGCUGUCGAAGGUUAAACAAGUUAGUUCCAUUCUUAGAGGCUUUCAGGAAUAUGAAAGAUCUGAGAGUAUCAUCUUGCAAUGUAAUGACAAAUUUGUUGUCUUCCUCGACUGCCAAAAGUCUGGUUCAGUUGACACGAAUGAGCAUCGAUGAUUGUAAACAAAUAAGGGAAAUAGCAGCAUGCAAGGAAGGUGAAACAGAGGAUGAGUUUGCUUUCGCCCGAUUGAGGAUUGUAGUUCUUCACAAUUUGCCUAGUCUCGGGAGCUUCUACUCUGGUAAUGCUGCAAUGAGAUUGCCACUUUUGGAAAAACUGAUUCUAAGUCAAUGCUCUGAGAUGAGAAGUUUCUCUCGUGGAAUUAUAACCACUCAAAAGUUAAAUGAAAUUUUCGUGGGAAUAGUGAAUGCAGAUAUGUUCAAAUCGGUUGGAAAACGGUGGAUGGAUAGAAUUGAAUAUGAUUGUGUUCCCAGAAAACAGAUUUGGGAAGGUGAUAUUAAUUCGACAGUCCAAAAGAUUUGGGAGGAUUAUUCAAACUCAAGAGGUGACUCGUCCAUCGAAAAGAACAUCCAGAAAUCAAGAGAAGAGGCAGUUAAUCCUUAGCUCCUCCACGUUAGAUAUUACUAAAAAAAGAUGGAAAAAGCUCUCAAUGGAGCCCAGCUAUGAUGCAAACCAAGUUCAAUCAUUAUGCUUGUUUCUUGUAUUCAUCCCUGAUUUUGAAUUAAAAUUCAUAGUUCUCUACAGUG